Medioppia subpectinata is the source of this 669-nucleotide messenger RNA. The record is from the annotation of a GenBank genome assembly. NCBI's taxonomy places the organism in Eukaryota, Metazoa, Arthropoda, Arachnida, Sarcoptiformes, Oppiidae.
AUGCGAAGCUGCAGAAGGGGCUGUGACACCGGUUUUGGUAAUCGAUUAGCACUUAAACUAAACCGAAAUGGCUAUCGAGUGUACGCAACAGUGCUGUCCAAGCCCUCAUUUCCCUCGAACCUUUACCUGCAGUGCCUGCUGUGUGUUCACAACCUGCGUAUGUUUGUGCACUCUUUCCUACAGAAGUCGAGGGGCGAUCAACUGUGGGCACUCGUCAACAACGCCGGUCUAUUCAGUUGCGGUCACUUAGAAUGGGGUACUUUAGACACCUUUAACAAAGUGUUUGCCGUCAAUGUGUUUGGUAUGAUUCGGGUCACCCGUGCUUUCCUGCCCCUCAUUAAGGAGUCAAAGGGUCGUGUAGUGAAUAUGGUGAGUCUUGGCGGCCGGUUUACGUUUGAUUUGGGCGGACUGUACUGUAUGUCCAAACACACAAACAUUGCCUUUUGCGACGCUUUGAGACGCGAGAUGAAUAAGUUUGACGUAAAGGUGUGCACAAUAGAGCCCGGAUUGUUUGUCACACCCAUGACCACCGAUGAAUACAUCGGUCAACUCUUUACGCAAACGUGGAACCAAUCCAGCGAUGAGGUGAAGAAGUCAUACGGCAAUAGAUAUAUGGAGUGCCAGAAGAAAGUGGCCCUCAAUUUCCAGAAUCUAAAGUUACGCCCGUGA